Nomascus leucogenys (northern white-cheeked gibbon) is the source of this 2638-nucleotide messenger RNA. It is a transcript of the gene WDR27, whose product is annotated as WD repeat domain 27. Bases 28 to 2262 code for a protein of 744 amino acids. Gene Ontology annotation, molecular function: protein binding. Lineage: Eukaryota; Metazoa; Chordata; Mammalia; Primates; Hylobatidae. The record is from RefSeq and is a predicted model, not a curated record. The transcript is spliced from 22 exons.
GGCGCGGCCCUCCCGCGGGGAGCGGCCAUGGCUGGCGGCUCAGCUCCGGGGCCUGCAAGUGGAUUGAAGAUGGAAAAUCCCCAAGACAUUUUCUCAAGUAAUGGUGGCUGUCUAAGUGAUAUAGUUAUAGAAAAAUACCUGGUUGAAUCCGAGGAGUCUGUGUCUCAUGUUCAGCUUGCUUGCAGCAUGCAGGACUGUGCCUUCCCUUUGGAUGGGACUGAACUUUGUAUAUGGAACGCUAAGGAUCCUUCUCAUCAGCUUCUAAUCCUACGAGGACACCAUCAGCCAGUUACUGCUAUAGCUUUUGGAAAUAAAGUGAACCCACUUCUAAUGUGCUCGGCAUCACUGGAUUAUGUUAUAAUGUGGAACCUGGAUGAAUGUAGAGAGAAAGUACUUCAAGCAUAUCCUCUUCUCAGCGUAUUCAUUGAUGCAGAAAGCAGGCAGCUGGUCACUGGGUGUGCUGACGGCCAGCUUUGGAUCUUCAGUUUGAUGGAUGGACACCAUUAUCGUCGUGUGGCACGGGUUGACCUAAGGAAGAAGACAGAGACUUUCUCCACAAGAAGGGUUAGGUCUGGGCUGUGCAGCCAGCCAGAAGAAAGCCAGCUUCUCUCUACAAGUGCUCUGGGAAAAGGAGAGCAGGUUGAAGUAACAUUUCCUGUACUGAGACUUGCACCCUGCGAUCUCUCACUCAUCCCAAAUUCUGCAUGUGGAUGUCUUUCUUCUGAGAACACCCAAUGCGUGUGGAUCGGAAGCUCAGUGGGCUUAUUCGUAUUUAACCUGGCAAACCUGGAAGUGGAAGCUGCUUUGUAUUACAAGGAUUUCCAGAGCCUCAGCAUCCCGCUGGCCGGAUCGUGUGCCCUGAGGAACUGCACUGCGGAUCGAAAGGCGCUGUGCUUGCUGGCCUCCCUCUUUGGCGGGAAGAUUGCCGUGUUGGAGAUCAACCUGGCCGCGCUGGUCAGGACUCAGCAGUGUCCCAGCAUGGGGCAGAGCCUCUCGGUGCCAGCCAGCUCCUGUGUCCUACCGACCUCUCCACUGUAUCUGGGAAUUGCCAAGGAGAAGAGUACCAAGGCUGCUAGUGAACAGCGAUGUGCUGCACGGAACGUCAUGAAGGACCAACGCCUGGUUUUCCACAGUAAAGUUAGGUCGUCUGGUUAUGCGUCAGCACCACGUGUAACUAUGUUUUCGCCAAAGACCAACAUCAAGAGUGAGGGGAAAGGACCUUCAAGACACAGGAGCAGCUGCGCACGGGAGGCGUACCCCAUGGAGUGUGCUGUGCCCACCAAGCCCGGCCCCCAGGUCGCCGCCGCCCCCACCUGCACACGUGUGUGCUGCAUCCAGUAUUCAGGAGAUGGGCAGUGGCUGGCCUGUGGGUUGGCCAACCAUCUGUCACUCGUUUUUGAUGCCAGCCUGACGGGGACACCUGCUGUGUUUUCAGGUCACGACGGGGCGGUGAACGCCGUGUGCUGGAGCCAGGACCGGAGGUGGCUGCUGUCUGCGGCCCGGGACGGGACCCUGCGGGUGUGGUCGGCUCGUGGGGCAGAGCUCGCACUGCUUCUGGGCAAAGACAUGUUUUCUAAACCUAUACAGUCUGCACAGUUUUAUUAUAUAGAUGCCUUUAUAUUAUUAUCUUCUGGCCCUGAAUUUCAGCUACUGAAAUAUCACAUCGACACUUGCAAAGAUGAGAUUAAGAGAUAUAAACAGAAGAGCAAGUCCAAGCUGAUUUGCAGGCUCUCCACGACGGGUGCAGUAGACAUGACCAGCUUAUCAGCAGUCAACGACUUUUAUUCCCACAUCGUACUCACAGCUGGCCGGAACAGGACCGUGGAAGUGUUCGACCUCAAUGCCGGCUGCAGUGCAGCGGUGAUAGCGGAAGCCCACUCGCGGCCUGUCCAUCAGAUCUGCCAAAAUAAGGGUUCAUCAUUUACAACCCAACAGCCUCAGGCUUAUAACCUUUUCCUGACCACGGCCAUUGACGAUGGGAUGAGACUGUGGGACCUGAGAACCCUGAGGUGUGAGCGCCACUUUGAAGGGCAUCCAACCCGCGGCUAUCCAUGUGGAAUCGCUUUCAGUCCUUGUGGACGAUUCGCGGCUUGUGGGGCCGAGGACAGACACGCUUACGUGUAUGAAAUGGGCUCAAGCACAUUUUCUCACCGGCUGGCUGGGCACACAGACACCGUCACUGGAGUGGCCUUCAACCCAUCAGCACCCCAGCUUGCUACAGCUACCUUGGAUGGUAAACUCCAGCUCUUUCUAGCUGAGUAACCACUGACCUGUGAGCUGGGCCCCGGAAUGCUGUGAGGAACAACUUAAAAAUAAGAAGUAGUGGUUCAUCCAUCAGGGGGCCAGAAGCAGCAACUGUUUUUCAUACUUUGAGACUUGCUUCAGAUUUCCCCCUUAUGCAAGCUCCUCCCCGCUGUGUGUGUCAUGUCACGGUUUUACAUCUUUCUGCUCCUCAAAAGGGAUCCCCCUCAUUGGGAAAAUGGAAAUGGCGUCCAGUAGUCCUGCAUAGAAUUUUGUAGAGUUAAGACAGAAUAUCUUUCAAUAAAACAUAAUAUAGUAUUUGUUUGAUAAUUAGAGUUGGAAGAAAAAAGAGAGAGAGAAUUUCUUUUGGGCAGUGAAAAUAAAGCAGUUAACAGUC